Quercus lobata is the source of this 529-nucleotide messenger RNA. RefSeq names its product auxin-responsive protein SAUR23-like. The transcript has a single exon. NCBI's taxonomy places the organism in Eukaryota, Viridiplantae, Streptophyta, Magnoliopsida, Fagales, Fagaceae. Bases 73 to 375 code for a protein of 100 amino acids. The record is from RefSeq and is a predicted model, not a curated record. Gene Ontology annotation, biological process: response to auxin.
AUCCUCUGAUAUCAAAUCCUUACUUUCUUCUCCCUUUGCUUUGUGAUCUUCAUCAUCUUUCUCAGCAAUACCAUGGUCAUUCGUUUGCCCGGUAUUAUGAAUGCUAAGCAUAUUCUUCGACGAUCAAACUCAUUUGGAAAGCAAGUAGCUUCAACACCUAUAGAUGUUCCAAAAGGCUACAUUGCAGUAUAUGUUGGAGAGAGCGAAAAGAGGCGCUUUGUAAUUCCUAUAUCAUUCUUGAACCAGCCUUCUUUUUUAACAUUGCUAAGUAAGGCUGAGGAAGAAUUUGGGUACGAUCAUCCAAUGGGUGGUCUCACAAUUCCCUGCAGCGAAAACAUCUUCAUUGAUCUUACUUCACGCUUACAUGAAUUGUAAAACGGUGCCACUAAAAGAAAACUGCAGAAACAUUUUUGUAAAUUCUUUAUUUCUUGAGGCAGGAGAGAGAUGGGGAUUGUCUAUCUACUAUAGAUUUUGCAAAUAGAAUUACUGCAGUCCCUCUCAAAUUCUCCAGUGAAAUGUAAAAUUGAGA